This is a messenger RNA of Arabidopsis lyrata subsp. lyrata, 2648 nucleotides long. RefSeq names its product aconitate hydratase 1. Gene Ontology annotation, molecular function: aconitate hydratase activity; 4 iron, 4 sulfur cluster binding. Gene Ontology annotation, biological process: citrate metabolic process; tricarboxylic acid cycle. NCBI's taxonomy places the organism in Eukaryota, Viridiplantae, Streptophyta, Magnoliopsida, Brassicales, Brassicaceae. The record is from RefSeq and is a predicted model, not a curated record. Gene Ontology annotation, cellular component: cytosol; mitochondrion.
GACUUUAUUGGUGUCCCUGAUGUUGUUGAUCUUGCUUGCAUGAGAGAUGCCAUGAAUAAUCUCGGUGGGGAUUCUAAUAAGAUUAACCCGCUGGUCCCUAUAGAUCUUGUCAUUGAUCACUCCGUUCAAGUUGAUGUGGCGAGAUCAGAGAACGCAGUACAGGCAAACAUGGAGCUUGAGUUCCAGCGUAACAAGGAAAGAUUUGCUUUUCUUAAGUGGGGCUCCAAUGCCUUUCACAACAUGCUUGUCGUACCUCCUGGAUCUGGAAUAGUUCAUCAAGUCAACCUAGAAUACCUUGCCAGAGUUGUUUUCAACACAAAUGGACUUCUUUACCCAGACAGUGUUGUUGGCACAGACUCUCACACCACUAUGAUUGAUGGACUGGGUGUUGCUAGAUGGGGAGUUGGCGGUAUAGAAGCGGAAGCUACCAUGCUUGGUCAGCCAAUGAGCAUGGUCCUGCCCGGUGUUGUGGGUUUCAAGCUAACAGGAAAACUAAGAGAUGGAAUGACAGCUACUGAUUUGGUCUUAACAGUUACUCAAAUGCUGAGGAAACAUGGAGUAGUUGGAAAGUUUGUUGAAUUCCACGGGGAAGGGAUGAGAGAAUUGUCUUUAGCUGAUCGUGCUACAAUUGCCAAUAUGUCUCCUGAGUACGGUGCAACCAUGGGAUUCUUCCCAGUUGACCCUGUCACGUUGCAGUAUUUAAGGUUGACAGGCAGGAGCGAUGAAACUGUCUUUACGAUAGAGGCGUAUUUACGAGCAAAUAAGAUGUUUGUGGAUUACAGUGAGCUAGAGAGUAAGACAGUUUAUUCCUCAUGUCUGGAAUUGAAUCUUGAGGAUGUGGAACCUUGUGUUUCUGGUCCCAAGAGGCCUCACGAUCGUGUUCCUUUGAAGGAAAUGAAGGCAGACUGACAUUCGUGCUUGGAUAAUAAAGUGGGAUUCAAGGAUUUUGCUGUACCUAAAGAAGCACAGAGUAAGGCUGUAGAGUUCAAUUUUAACGGGACCACAACACAGCUUAGACAUGGAGAUGUUGUUAUAGCAGCAAUCACCAGUUGCACAAAUACCUCGAACCCUAGUGUAAUGCUUGGCGCUGCCUUGGUUGCAAAAAAGGCCUGCGAACUAGGACUGGAGGUUAAGCCAUGGAUUAAAACUAGUCUUGCACCAGGCUCUGGAGUUGUAACAAAGUACUUGGCAAAGAGUGGCUUGCAGAAGUACUUGAAUCAGCUUGGCUUCAGUAUAGUUGGUUAUGGGUGCACCACAUGCAUUGGAAACUCAGGGGAUAUCCAUGAAGCUGUGGCUUCAGCAAUAGUUGAUAAUGACUUGGUGGCAUCCGCUGUGUUGUUCGGGAACAGAAAUUUUGAGGGACGUGUUCACCCGUUAACAAGGGCUAACUAUCUAGCUUCCCCACCGCUUGUUGUAGCCUAUGCUUUGGCUGGAACGGUUGACAUUGAUUUUGAGACACAGCCCAUUGGAACAGGGAAAGAUGGCAAACAAAUAUUUUUCAGGGACAUCUGGCCCUCUAACAAAGAAGUUGCUGAGGUUGUUUAAUCUAGUGUCCUUCCUGAUAUGUUCAAAGCUACAUAUGAAGCAAUCACCAAAGGAAAUUCCAUGUGGAAUCAGUUAUCUGUCGCGUCAAGUACUCUCUUUGUGGGACCCGAAAUUGAGUGGGACCCGAAAUCAAUUUACAUUCACGAGCCACCUUAUUUCAAGGGCAUGACCAUGUCACCACCCGGUCCACAUGGUGUGAAAGACGCAUACUGUUUACUCAAUUUUGGAGACAGUAUUACCACUGAUCACAUCUCACCAGCUGGUACCAUCCACAAGGACAGUCCCGCGGCUAAGUACUUGAUGGAACGAGGUGUGGACAGAAGAGACUUCAACUCUUACGGGAGUCGCCGUGGUAAUGAUGAGAUUAUGGCAAGAGGCACUUUUGCAAAUAUCCGUAUUGUCAACAAACACCUGAAAGGAGAAGUUGGUCCCAAAACAGUUCACAUUCCCACAGGAGAGAAGCUGUCUUUCUUUGAUGCUGCCAUGAAAUACAGGAACGAGGGACGUGACACAAUCAUUUUGACUGGUGCUGAAUACGGUAGUGGAAGUUCUCGCGAUUGGGCUGCCAAGGGUCCAAUGCUUCUGGGUGUGAAAGCUGUGAUUUCAAAGAGCUUCGAGCGAAUUCACCGAAGCAAUUUGGUGGGAAUGGGAAUCAUACCUUUGUGCUUCAAGACAUGAGAAGAUGCUGAGACACUAGGCCUAACGGGUCAGGAGCUUUACACCAUUGAUCUCCCAAACACUGUUAGUAAGAUCAAACCAGGACAAGAUGUAACAGUCAUCACAAACAAUGGCAAAUCUUUCACAUGUACACUCCGAUUCGACACAGAGGUGGAGUUGGCUUAUUUUGAUCACGGAGGGAUAUUGCAGUAUGUUAUCAGGAACUUGAUCAAACAAUAAAUCUGGUAAGCCACCAGAGACUUGAGUUAUAUAUCCAAAGGUUUGUUGCAAUAAAAAUGUUUGCAGUGAGGAGGACGAGAAUGAUGUUAAUUAAAACUUUUGCUUUUGUUCUCCUUCAUCUUUUGCUUCUUGCUAGUCAAUUGGAACCAUUAUCACUGUCGAGUCAUUUUUUAUUUCAAAUAAACAUGCGAACGUUUUUUUUUUUU